Messenger RNA from Melanotaenia boesemani (Boeseman's rainbowfish), 1719 nucleotides. RefSeq names its product gastrula zinc finger protein XlCGF57.1-like. The record is from RefSeq and is a predicted model, not a curated record. Gene Ontology annotation, biological process: regulation of transcription by RNA polymerase II. Gene Ontology annotation, molecular function: RNA polymerase II cis-regulatory region sequence-specific DNA binding; DNA-binding transcription factor activity. NCBI's taxonomy places the organism in Eukaryota, Metazoa, Chordata, Actinopteri, Atheriniformes, Melanotaeniidae. Bases 125 to 1564 code for a protein of 479 amino acids. The transcript is spliced from 2 exons.
AUUAACCACCAAGAAGUGAUCCUUUGGUUUAGUUUAAAUGUUAGAAGCUAAGCAAAGACAGUAACUUCCAACAUCAAACAGUGAAAACCCCCUGAAUUUAAUUGUGUUGUGUUACUGGGUGAGCAUGUCCAGACUUCAGGGUCUGAAGGUUUUUAUCAGCCAGCGGCUCACUGCAGCUGUGGACGACAUACUCGGACAUUUAGAGAAAACAAUACAAGAGUAUGAAGAAGAGACGGAGCGCCGCCAUCGCGACUUUCUGGAUGUGGUUUUAACGGCUGAAAUGAAGCAGCACAGAGCAGUGCUCCCUGCAGACAUCCAGCAGCUGUUGGUGGGGAAAGAAGAGGCUACCAUUGAGCAACAGCAAGAUAAGGGCUCUAGUCUGAACCACGAGGACCCAAAGCCACAACUCAUACACAUUAAAGAUGAACAGGAGGAGGUUGAUGUCACCAAGAUAACAUUCAGUCCUAUUCUUGUGAAAAGCGAAGAUGAGGAGGAACCGCAGUCUUUACAACUUCAUCAGAACCAAACUGAGGAGAACAUAAUUAAUCUGGAGGAAGAGGACUGUAGACGAGUUGAAUCAGAUACAGAUUGCAAGAAUGAAGUCACUGUUGAAUGCAAUGCAAUCCGGGAGCCUCCCUCAAGAGUAGAUCAUGAAAUUCCUUCAAACGAUACUAGAUGUAAUAACUGGAACUCAUUUAAAUGCUCUGAAUGUGGAAAAAGAUUUGGGUCCCUUAGUUAUCUCAAGUUACACAUAAGAUGUCACACAGGGGAAAGGCCUUACAGGUGUCCUGUCUGUAGGAAAUGCUUUUCAUGGAGAGGACGCUUACAGAAACACAUGAGAAUCCACACAGGGGAGAAACCUUUCAGGUGCUCUGUGUGUGGUAAAAUGUUCAGUGAAAGUGGAAAUCUUAAAGUGCACAUGAGGAUUCAUACUGGAGAGAAACCUUUCAGCUGCGCUGUGUGUGGGAAAAGUUACGCACAAAGGGGAAAUUUGAAAAUGCAUAUGGCAGUACAUAAAGGGGAGGCAAUAUUCGGCUGCAGCCUUCAUCAGUCCUCGCAGCUUCAUCACAGCCACACAGAAGAAAAGAGAAAUUCUUUAAGGGGACCAGAAUCAGUAAUGGACUCUGAUCCAAAUGGACAUUUACAAGCAGGCACUACACUCGGUUUUCAUAAUGGGACUGGUAACAGUGGCAUUUCUGUAAACUCUGUGGGAUGUACAGUCUGCAAAAAGCCAUUCAGCUGCUCUGAAUGUGGGAAAAGGUUUGGCUUUAAGGGACAGUUAAAGGCACACAUGAGAUGUCACACCGGAGAAAAGCCUUUCAGGUGUCCAGUCUGUUGGAAAUGUUUCUCUUGGAAUGGAUGUUUGCAGAAGCACAUGAAAAUUCACACAGGGGAGAAGCCUUACAUAUGCACAGUGUGUGGUAAAGGUUUUGUUGAAAGUGGAAACCUUAAGGUUCACAUGAGAAUCCACACAGGAGAGAAACCAUUCAGCUGCUCAAUAUGUAGUAAAAGAUACAGACAGAAGGGAAGUCUUACAAAACAUCUUGAAGUUCACAGAGAGUAAAAAUGAUUUAAGUGCUUUUUUGGUAAACAUGUCAGAAACUAUCCUUUCUGGGGUCAGUUGCAUUCUUUGAAAAUGCAUUUUUUCUGUAGCCAUUUCAAUCUAAUAACUUAUAAAAAAAAUUGUGGAAAAACUUGAAAUGCUUAUGUUUUAUUCUG